AUGGAGACGGUGUGCUUCGUCAUAGAGAAGGAUAAGUGGGAGGGCUGGUUCUGCGAUGGGGCGUGCGUGAAGCGACUCAACCUGUGCAUCGUGACCGAGUUCGUCAAGAACGGCAGCCUGCGCGACAUCCUGGCCAACAACAGCGUCAAGCUGGCCUGGGCGCAGAAGCUCAAGCUGCUGCACAGCGCGGCGCUGGGCAUCAAUUACCUGCACUCGCUGUUCGUCAAGCGCGGCGCGCUCAAGGAGAUCAUCGCCGACUCCUCCAUCCGCCUCCCCUGA
Acanthamoeba castellanii str. Neff is the source of this 279-nucleotide messenger RNA. RefSeq lists its product as uncharacterized. The coding region runs from base 1 to 279 and encodes 92 amino acids. The record is from RefSeq and is a predicted model, not a curated record. Gene Ontology annotation, molecular function: protein kinase activity. Lineage: Eukaryota; Discosea; Longamoebia; Acanthamoebidae. Gene Ontology annotation, biological process: protein phosphorylation. The transcript has 2 exons.